AUGCCCAGCGGGCUACCUUCUACUAUGUUUGUCUGUAGAAAGUUCGGGUUAUAUUACAUGUUUUUAGAAUUAUGGCUUUCUGUAUGUCCAGAUGUAUUUUUGUAUUUAUUGAAGUUCUUUAAGGCAGGGAUGUUCGGUCCUAAGAUUUCAGUACCGGACUCGUGUAACAACGUUAUUAUCCCUCUUCCUCCCCCUGGCGGCGAAGACUUACUGUCCAAAGCUCCGGAAUCCGGAUACAAUUCGGACAAAAUCGAAAACAGCAGCCCGGAUUCGAAUAACCACAGAACGAACUCGCCGAGCAGGUUAAACCCGAACGACAGUGGCGUGCCUAGUCCCACGGCGCCAGGGAAAAUAUGCGCGCAGAGCGCGUCGCCCAACAGUCCAGAAAACAGUCCGGCUUCGAGCGAGACCAACGUCGAUAUGGGAAGUCCUAUCUUGGGGAAUAACAGCCCAGAUGAGGAGUAUGGCGAAUGCAAUAGUUCUUUCCAAAGACCAAUGUCAAGACUGGCUUUUGUAGAAACCCAUAAAAGUAUAGACCUUAAGGCGGAUUUAGAGAAACUUAGUUUAUUGAACGAUGGAGAUUCGACGAAAGUGAAUUCUUGUGAUAAUACUUGUGGUCAAAACGCAAAAGGAGCCUAUGCAUCUGAACCGACGGAGAUGAUGGACGAGGACGAUGACUCAGAAGAUUACCGAGAAUACUCCGGCACUCUGGCUCCGAGAUAUCAGUGCGAGGAAGGCGAGUGUUCGGUGGAGUCCUGUCUGAAUCAGUUCACCGAAUGCGAACUGAUGAUGGGACGAAACCAAGUCAGUUGUGAUAAUUGUACCAAGUGUUCUGAUAAAGUUCCUAAAGAGACGGUGUACAGAGACGCUUCGAAGCAAUUGCUCAUAUACAAUCCUCCGGCCGUACUCAUAUUGCACCUUAAGAGGUUUCAGGUUUACCGAUUUCGUUCGAUGAAAGUAAACAAAUUUGUGAAAUUCUCCACCAUGUUGGAUCUGGGUCCCUACUGCUCCAAGCGCGCGCAGAAUCUUCCAUCGUUCGAGCCCGACCAAACCAAGGUCCUCUACUCUCUUUACGGCGUAGUGGAACCUGGUAUCCGCAGCGGCCGCUACGUCUCACACGUCCAGGAAUUUAGAGGACCCCGCAUCGGCGAGGGCAACUCGAUGGAACUUCGUCCCCAAAACCAAAGGAAAAACCUGAAGAAAGCAUUGGAUAACUCGGCAGUUCGCGGAGAUGAGACGGUGGAACCACCCGCGGGCAAAUGGUACUACAUCAGCGAUUCGUUCGUGAACGAAUCAAGGUCAUACUUGCUUUCUGUUCUACGAAGGGCUGGUGUAGGUGUCCGCGACUGCGUCAUGCCAUAUUUUCGAUUAUUUUUUUUUAUUUAUUCUCUGAAAUAA
Messenger RNA from Sitophilus oryzae (rice weevil), 1398 nucleotides. RefSeq names its product ubiquitin carboxyl-terminal hydrolase 45-like. NCBI's taxonomy places the organism in Eukaryota, Metazoa, Arthropoda, Insecta, Coleoptera, Curculionidae. The record is from RefSeq and is a predicted model, not a curated record. Gene Ontology annotation, molecular function: cysteine-type deubiquitinase activity; cysteine-type endopeptidase activity. Gene Ontology annotation, cellular component: nucleus; cytosol. The transcript has 5 exons. Bases 1 to 1398 code for a protein of 465 amino acids. Gene Ontology annotation, biological process: protein deubiquitination.